AUGGCGCAAGGCACCGUGAAGACCAAAACUUCCAAACCCUCCAAACCUUCACGCACCUCCAAGAACAGUAUCACGAAAAAGGGUGCUCGCACCAUCGCGCCAAAGAAAACCUUCCUUAUGAAACAGCAAAAGAUGACCAAAAGGUUCUCAGCCGGUCUGACAGCCAAGACGGAGAAGAUGCUGGGCGAGAAAGUGGGACACUUGGAAAUGCUGGGAGUGGAAAAGAAGAAGCGGAAUAAUGAGAAUGACAAGGCAGGGAAGGGACAGAGCAAGAAGAAGGGCUGA
Molecule: messenger RNA, 285 nt
Organism: Endocarpon pusillum Z07020
Lineage: Eukaryota; Fungi; Ascomycota; Eurotiomycetes; Verrucariales; Verrucariaceae
Exons: 1
Coding region: 1-285 (94 amino acids)
Source: RefSeq, a predicted model, not a curated record